ACGUCAUGACCGGCGCUGCUCAGACCAGCUCUAGUAGCAUUAUUUUCCCGGAAGCUGCCUUCAGGCGACAGACACGCUUCCGUUCCGGCCCCGCCAGCAGCAGCAAGGAAGGCUCGCUCGAUUGCAGCCUGCGCGUGGCCCUGCUCUAUAAAUGGAGGCCUAGCAGAAACUCGCUCGCUGCCCACCCCACCCCACUUCACCCCAUUCGCAGAUAUUUUCUUCCCCGUCGCCGAGACCCCCUGCUGCGCUCCCCAGCGCCGGCCGAUCCAUCCAUCCAUCCAGGAACCGCAAGGAACGGGAGGAGACGAAGUGGAAGCAUGAGCGCCAUGGCGGUGUCGUCGUCGCUGAACCCGAAUGCGCCGAUUUUCAUCCCGGCGGCGUUCCUGCAGGUGGAGGACUUCUCGCCGCAGUGGUGGGACCUCGUCACCACCACCGCCUGGUUCCGCGACCACUGGUCCCGCCAGCACAGCGACCUCGACGACAUGGCAGAGGAGCUCGACGCCGCGGCCGGCCUCCUGCCCGACGCCUUGGACGACGACGACCUCUUCUUUGACGACCAGCCCGAGCAAACCCUCGCCGUCCAGGCCGCGCAGGCGCAGCAGCCAUCACCAGCCGCUCUCAAGACUUGUACGGGCGCUGUGCUCAAGGCGCUGAACCUGUCUUCCCCGAAGGGCGGUGACGCCCCGCGUGGUUUCCGGGAGAAGCCCAGGCACUCCGAGAAGCCGGCGAAGCACGCUGGCAGCCCGAAGAGCGGUGCACCCCGUGUGAUCCACCAGCCUCGCUAGGUUCGUUCUUACUGGUGGGGAAUUGAGCCCGGCUGCUGACCUGUUGCAGCGUUGCUCAUGGCUGAUGCCAUUGUGCUCUGGUCUUUCAAGUAUCAAGUCUAGUACCGGUAGAAGUAGUAGCAGUAGUGGAAGUGUCCUUUUGUAUAAAAAACAAGUAAAAAAUGACCAAAAAAUAAGAAAAUGUAACUACUGCUUACUGUUGCUCUCUAAGUAAUGUUCAGUUCAGAGUCUCUAGAGAAACCCCAAAACAAGGAAGAGGGUGAAGGUGAAGUCUCAGUGUAGAAUGCGCUCCUGUAAACGUUUGAUGUGCAAUGGCAUGCAGUCUAAUGUUACAAAUUA
Molecule: messenger RNA, 1124 nt
Organism: Phragmites australis (common reed)
Lineage: Eukaryota; Viridiplantae; Streptophyta; Magnoliopsida; Poales; Poaceae
Product: protein EARLY RESPONSIVE TO DEHYDRATION 15-like
Exons: 3
Coding region: 6-785 (259 amino acids)
Source: RefSeq, a predicted model, not a curated record